This is a messenger RNA of Durio zibethinus, 1932 nucleotides long. RefSeq names its product PTI1-like tyrosine-protein kinase At3g15890. Gene Ontology annotation, biological process: protein phosphorylation. Gene Ontology annotation, molecular function: protein kinase activity; ATP binding. Lineage: Eukaryota; Viridiplantae; Streptophyta; Magnoliopsida; Malvales; Malvaceae. The record is from RefSeq and is a predicted model, not a curated record.
CCUAUUCCACCGAGCCUUGCCUUAUACUCUUCCUCGUCUUCAUUUCUCCUUCCUUUUUUUCCUUUUAAUUGAGACUAAAACACUCCUUUUUUUAGCAAAAGCAAAACCCGAAUAACAAAUAAUAAUUAAAGAAAACCCCAGAAAAAAAAAGCAUGUUUUUUUAGAGCAAUUUACUGCUCAAAAGCGUUACGUUUGGCAUCACUUCAGAAUCUGCUGCUUGGAAAGAGAAACUGAAGUUGAACAAUAAAAACGAAGUAUAGAAAAAAAAAAGUCUUUAAUAGUGAAAGGAAUUGAUUUUCAUUGAGAGAGAAAGAAGAAUUAAGAGUUGGAUUUCUAUUUUGGGUUGGUUAUGGCUUUUUGCUCUAUGAUUUGUUGUGGGAAAGGCGUGGAUCGGAAGGAGAAAAGGAAGAAGGAGCCGACAUGGAGGAUUUUUUCAUUGAAAGAGUUGCAUUCAGCUACCAAUAAUUUCAAUUAUGAUAACAAGCUCGGAGAAGGGGGAUUUGGCAGUGUCUAUUGGGGUCAGCUAUGGGAUGGAUCUCAGAUUGCAGUUAAGAGAUUGAAGGUGUGGAGCAACAAAGCAGAAGUGGAAUUUUCUGUUGAGGUUGAGAUAUUGGCCAGAGUUCGACACAAGAAUCUACUGAGUUUACGUGGCUACUGUGCGGAAGGGCAAGAACGUCUGAUUGUAUAUGACUACAUGCCCAAUUUGAGUUUGCUUUCACAUCUUCAUGGGCACCAUUCAGCUGAAUGCCUUCUUGAUUGGACCAGAAGGAUGACUAUUGCAAUUGGCUCUGCUGAGGGAAUUGCCUAUCUUCACCACCAUUCAACCCCACACAUAAUUCAUAGAGACAUCAAAGCUAGUAAUGUGUUGCUUGAUUCAGAUUUCCGGCCUCAGGUUGCUGAUUUCGGGUUUGCUAAGUUUAUUCCUGAUGGUGCAACACAUGUGACUACUCAAGUCAAGGGUACCCUUGGCUACCUUGCUCCUGAAUAUGCCAUGUUAGGAAAAGCCUCAGAGAGUUGUGAUGUAUACAGCUUUGGCAUUCUUUUGCUAGAGCUUGCCAGUGGCAAGAAACCCCUGGAGAAGCAGAGCGCAACAUUGAAGCGCUCGAUUGCAGAAUGGGCUUUGCCACUAGCCUGUGAGGGGAAGUUCAGUGAAGUGGCAGAUCCAAGGCUGAAUGGAAAGUAUGUGGAAGAGGAGUUGAAAAGGGUUGUCCUUGUAGCACUUGUAUGUGCUGAUAAUAGGCCCGAGAAAAGACCAACCAUGCUUGAAGUUCUUGAGCUGCUCAAGGGAGAGCCGAAAGUGAAAUUAGCUGAACUAGAAAGUAAUGAACUGUUCAAAAACCCCCAGUCUGGUGUUUGCAGUGAUGGGAUAUCAUCGGCUGCUGAAGAGAGCUCAGACAUAAUAAAGGAAGAGGAUCCAAAGCCAGUGAAGGAGACUGAGCACGAAAAGACUCAAGACGGCUAACGCCUUGGACAAAUUGCAGUAUUAGAUGUGAAAUUUGUAUUUUUGGUUUUGUUUAACUUAUUAAGAGGUGGCACUGGCUGUCCAUGGUUAGAAUUGCCAGCAAUAUUGGCCACGUUGUAAUAUGGAAGCAUGUUUUUAUGAGUGCCAUGGGAUAUGUUUGGGGGCCAACUUGUCUUUUGCUUUUGUUUUCAUAUAAACAUUUGGUGUCUGCUGGGUGUUACAUCUAUGAAUCUCAGAUAACUGAGGACAUUGGCAGACAUUUGAGUUUGAGAUUGCUGCUUGUGAGAUAGGCAUUUUAAGUGAGACAUUCAUUGCUUGUGGAAUGCAUUUUUAUUAUUUUUAAAAGAAGGCCAAAGAAAAAAAAAAUAGAAGGGGUUUCACUUCAAACGAUGUUCUCUUGUAUAUUUGUAUUUGUGGAUGUAAUAUUUAAAUUGUGUAAAGCACACUAUUGUAUCAAUUUGUAUCGAAUA